AUGAGUGCAGAUCCUGAUGCUCCGGCGGAUCCAAAUCGCCGUAGCGGGGGACACAUUGUUCGAAAUAUGAUUUAUAGACACGAUAGCGCCCGCAAUCUUGAGAUUGUAACAGGUUGGCAGGAUCAGGGAACGCGUGAAUACAAUCAAAAAAUUGUGCCUCCCGCCAAAAUGGAAUUACAUUCGAAACACCCAUGCCAUGAUCUCAAUACACAGCUGCUGCGCUGCAGCUUAGAUUGCCCUGCAGAAAUGAAGUUGGCAGGACGCAUCGCCACAUGCAACACGGAGCGCAAGGCUCUUAUGGUUUGCCUCACAAAGCAAAAACAUUGGAAACCAGAACCCUCGUCGGCGUGGUACAGAUUUUGGUGA
This is a messenger RNA of Trypanosoma cruzi, 366 nucleotides long. RefSeq lists its product as uncharacterized. The record is from RefSeq and is a predicted model, not a curated record. Bases 1 to 366 code for a protein of 121 amino acids. NCBI's taxonomy places the organism in Eukaryota, Euglenozoa, Kinetoplastea, Trypanosomatida, Trypanosomatidae. The transcript has a single exon.